Messenger RNA from Rhizophagus irregularis DAOM 181602=DAOM 197198, 1623 nucleotides. The record is from RefSeq and is a predicted model, not a curated record. Lineage: Eukaryota; Fungi; Glomeromycota; Glomeromycetes; Glomerales; Glomeraceae.
AUGGUUGAAUAUAACGCCGGUAAAGCUUCCGAGCUUAAAGACGGACAAAUGAAAGAAGUUACCGUCGGUAACAAUUCCAAGGUACUCCUUGCAAAAACAGGUGGUCAAAUUUAUGCUACUUCUCACAAGUGCACUCACUAUGGAGCACCUCUUGCUAAAGGCGCCUUUUCAAGUGAAGGACGUAUUAUUUGUCCUUGGCAUGGAGCCUGUUUCAACGUCAAAACCGGAGAUAUCGAGGAUUCUCCCGGAUUGGAUAAUCUUCAAUCAUUAAAGGUUACUGUUAAAGAUGAUGAUAUCUAUGUGGAAGUUGAUGAAGCAGCAUUGAAAGGUGGAAGACGUCCUCCUAGGUGUAAGGUUCAUCCAUCUCCAUUUAACGAAGACGAUGUUGUAGUAAUCAUCGGUGGCGGUGCUGGUGGUAAUACUGCCGCAGAAAAACUUCGUGAGAAUGGGUAUGACGGAAGAAUCAUUCUUGUGAGUCGCGAAUCUUACUUGCCUAUUGAUAGACCAAAACUUUCUAAAAGUUUUGGUUUUGGUAUUGAGAAGAUAACUUUAAGAAAAAAGGAAUUUUAUGAUGAACUAUUAAUUUCACUUAAAUUGGGAACCUCUGCAACAGGAGUAGAUCCAACAUCAAAAACUGUUACUCUUGAUAAUGGUGAAAAAUUGAAAUAUAGUAGCUUGAUUAUUGCGACCGGCGCUCAUCCAAGGUCAAUUCCAAUUCCAGGAAUCGAUCUUAAAAAUGUAUAUUACCUGCGCACUUACGAUGAUUAUAAAAAUAUUGAAAAUGCCGUGGUUGGAGAUGAGAAGAAAAAUCUCGUAAUUAUUGGAUCUUCUUUUAUUGGAUUGGAAGUUUCCUCGAUUUCGGUUAAAAAGGCUAAUGUGUCUGUGAUUGGCAUGGAGAAGGUACCAUUUGAAAGAGUACUUGGAGAAAAGGUUGGAGCUGUGUUUCAAAAACUACAUGAAAAUGAAGGUGUUAAAUUCUAUAUGCAAGCUGCGGUUAAAGAAAUAGAACCAUCUGAAACUGAUCCUAAAAUAGGUGGUGCAGUAGUCUUACAGAACGGAACUAAAAUUAAAGCUGAUGUAAUAGUAAUCGGAGCUGGAGUUGUACCAUCAACGGAAUUUCUGAAAAAUUCGACUGGAUUUACAUUAGAGAGAGAUGGUAGUAUAAAUGUUACUGAGAAUUUCAAAGUUGAAGGACUUGAAAACGUUUAUGCAAUUGGUGAUAUCGCUAGAUUUCCUUACUUUGGAACUAACGAAACCCUUAGAAUUGAACAUUGGUCAUUUGCGGAAAAUACAGGAAGAGCAGCAGCUGAUGCUAUAACAACCAAAAAAAUAACUCCAUUUAAAAGGAUCCCCUAUUUCUGGAGUAAUCAGCUUAGUAAAGGAUUGCGUUAUUGCGGAUAUGCUAGUAGUUUUGAUGAUGUUAUUGUGCAAGGAAGUUUAGAAGAAGUUAAAUUUGCUGCCUUCUAUGCACGUGGUGAUAAAAUUGUAGCAGUUGCUUCAAUCUCCAUUGAUCCUCUCGUGUCCCAUUGUUCCGAAUUGUUGAGGCUCGGCAAAUUCCCAACAGCUACAGAAAUCCGAAAUGGAUUGAAUCCACUUACUGUAUCCUUAACAGGUCAUUGUUGA